AUGUCGAUCUCCUCCAUUGAACAGCUACAUGUUUUCCAUGCCCGAGACAGAAAGAUAUUCACUAAGCUGGUUCUUCACUUCGCAAGAUCCCCAGCUGAGUCACUCCUUGUCAUGGCAACAUGGUUUUGGCUUGAGGAUUUCGGAUUCGGAGACACCCUCUCAAGCCUCAUGGCUUUCAACGAUCCAAUCAUCGCGGAUCUCGCUGACGAGGCUGUCUCCUGCUUCCGUUGCCUUGAGUCCCCCGAACCUCCACAAACCCUCGAUUGGAUCCCUCUCACCACACGCUUCAUGGCAAAUCCAAUAUCUCUCCAAAUUAUAUACAAGAAUCGAUACAGCGCCAUAACAGGUAUAAAGAAUUUCUUAUCCACCGUUUGUUCUAAAAUCUUCUCCGACAUCCUUCAACUAGUUCUUCCACCUUCCUCGAGAAUCUCCCUCCCCAUGAACAUCCCAGGCUUCCCGCAUCCAACAUUUGGGGGCAUCUUCGUGAGGCCUCACGUCAUGGCAAUGGAUUCCAUCACUCCUCGUGGUCUCUGGGGGUGGAAUGCAAAUUGUAUUGCCACCGAGAACGACCGGACGGUGUUUCUUACGUUCUCACGCGGAUUCGAAGUCUCGGUGUCGGAAGUCAAGUAUUGUUUCACGAGACGUUUUGGAGAUGGUUGUGUGGAAGGCGUCUUCAUGCAGGAGAAGAAUGAGGACGUGAAACAGUCACUGUACGCGAGGUUGGUGUUGGACUCUGUCGCUACUGUGGAUAAGAUACUCAGAGGCUCCCCAAAGCCCGUCAAGUUCAUUGUCAACAAGAAACACAUUUGGGCUCGCAAGUACGGAGACAAGCCCAAGAAAGAGACUUAA
Microthlaspi erraticum is the source of this 849-nucleotide messenger RNA. NCBI's taxonomy places the organism in Eukaryota, Viridiplantae, Streptophyta, Magnoliopsida, Brassicales, Brassicaceae. The record is from the annotation of a GenBank genome assembly.